GAUCGCAGCCAGAAGCAGCAGCCGGUGCGGCUCCAGUGAGAACAACUUGUUUGCUGCAGGAUCGCAAGUGUUGCUCGAAGAAGAGCAAAGAAAAUGAGGCUUUAAUGACAGAUAAGUUGUUCUGAGGCGACGGCGUGCUGUGCUUGAAGAGACAUGAAGGGUUUGUUUCUGCUGCAGUGAUCUAUAAGAAGCGACAAACCAGAGGAUAAGAGAGAAGCGAUGAUGAACUCAGGCAUGCCUAAGCCACCGGUGGCCCCGAAACCAAAGCUGUCCCUCCACCAGAGGCCUGGGCUGUCUCCCUCAAUCCCCAGGAAAGAAGGCAUCUCACUCCUGUCUCCAGGCACACCAAGAAAGGCUAAACCAGUGCUAGCUCCCAAACCCUGCCUCUCAAAACUCACCACUGCUGUGGAAUCCAAGCCUCUCAUUUCGAGGAGCCUGCACCAAACAUUAGUGUCAGAAACUCCUCGGACCAUCGGCCUUCUAAACUCCCAAAAUGGAAUACAGCAAGAGAACAAAAAGCCUGACUGGGAUUAUAUUAUUCCUAUUUGCCUUUGUAACCAAGAAAACUGCAUGUGCAUCAGGAACACAAGCACGGACAGAACGGAGAAAAACUUAAAAACACUUCAAAAGGGCAAAACUCAGGAAAACCAAAAGACUGUUGUGACAGCUCGAGGCAGUCUUGAUGGCAGCCGAGAGAAAACAGACGAUGCUAAGUGCCAAGUAACGAACACUUCUUCCAUUAAUACCCACCUGAUUAGCCACAAACCUCUCCAAGAUGCACUUACAGUAGACAGAAACAUCAUCAGAUGCACUGAUACUCCCAGUCCUGAGGUGACUGUUCGGCCCUCUCUUAUUAACAGAACAUGGAGCGAUGAGGAAAAUGCUUACGCAAUACCUCAGAGUGCACCUGGACGAGGACCAGAGGAAGAUGCUCUUGGCUCAGAGCAGACCAGUGCACUCCAACCCAAACCAGUCCCAGUAGCCCCUAGGAAGCCCAUCCCUGUCCCUGUACCACGGAAACCCAGGACAGUUGUUCAGACUAAUCAGGAAAAGGUGGAGGAGGGGAGGGAAGACAAUGUAAGCGAGGAAAGGAGGGAAGUGAACGUCAAAGAGGUGAAGGUGCCAUCCGAGGGGAAGGGCAGCUCAUCCCUGUCUGUCAGUGUGGCAGAUAGUGAAAACAAUCCACCAAUGUUUCUGUCUGCAAGAAGAGUUUGUGCCCCGCCAGCCCCUCCGCCCAGGAAGAAACCUUUUCUGUCUGCACCUGAGAAAGCACCAACCUCUGCUCCUCUGACGCUUCCAAAGGAUGUGAAGGAGGAAGAUCUGGGCUGGGACAGCAGCAACAAUGAGAUGGAGGUAUCAGUUGAUGAUGAAGAUGAAGAGAUGCAGAAGGAAGGAGCGGAUGAUCAGGAGGCAGCCGACGGCCACCGCACACAUCGUCCUCCUUCUAGCAGUUUGCUCAGUCAGCUGAAACUCAGCCAGAGUCCUGGCAUCACUGCGGGAGCUGAGAAGGGGAUGGUUAAAGUAGUGCCAAACAAGCCCCAGAGACACAGUAGCUCAAUGGCACUGAUUCAGAAGAAGGAACUGCCUGAGGAGAGAGAAGUAGGGAAAGUAGGAGAUGCUGAGAAACAACAGGCUAGUCCUUUGCAAGAUAGUGUUCUGGAGGAGAGGAUGCCUUCACCUACAAAGGAAAAAUCAAGCAAGAACCUCUUAAUGACUGGAAUCAUCAAACCGUCUCGCUCCAGCCUGAGCAAACAGAAAGCCAAGUCCUUCUCCGCGGCUGACAUCAUUCGCUCUGAUGGACAGAGGAGGACCUCUUUCAGGAAACUGCUAGACUUGAAGCUUUCAGUGAUGAUGUUACCCAAGCUGAAGGUAAAAGGAGGCCAGAUCCCAGAACCAAGCAUUGACAAGGACCAAGACAAAUGUCAGAACCUCCCUGAGCCUCUCAACACUGGACAGAAAUUCUCCUGCCCGCUAAUUGGAGUUGAACAAAACGUGGACGGAGAUGAGUUUUCUCCAGAACUUGAACAAGAUCCCUACUACGAGAACAUUGCUCACUAUGAGGAGAUACCAGACUACAUAAAUGUGCCAGUGGGGGAAGCAGGGUCAUCUCCUAGAGCCUCUUUCUCGCAGUCUGCUGCCUGGCAGAGCUCUCUGUACAAUGACGAGGACAUUUAUGAGGAGCAGGAGCCAUAUAUCUCCCUUGUGAAACACGAGCAGUAUGACAGAAGCUCAGUGGACGAAGAAGUGGCUGUUGUGUCUGACGCCCCCUGGGACGAUGACAAUGUGGUCAACAGUUCGGAUGAGGACGAGGAUGAUAGCAGCUCCAUCUCCAGUAAAGGCGACCCUGAGCAGCCAGAGGAGAGUCCGGCACCGACUGAAAAGAAGAAAAGCAAGAUACACCACAUCGCCACAGAAAUCAUGACAUCUGAGAGCGUGUUUGUUGAUGUCCUGAAGAUGCUUCAUGUUGACUUCCGUGAUUCGGUGUCUAAAGCGUCUCAAGAGAGUGGUAAACCUGUGAUUGAGGAGCGUCUUCUCAACCAGAUCCUGUACUAUCUCCCACAGCUCUAUGAACUCAACCAUGACCUGCUCAGAGAGCUGAGACAGAGAGUGGCCAACUGGGAUGAGAAUGCCCAGGUAGCAGACAUCUUCCUGAAGAAAGGGCCCUAUCUGAAGAUGUACUCCACGUAUAUCCGUGAGUACGACAAGAAUGUGGCUCUACUGGAAGAGCAGAUGAAGAAGAAUGCGGCAUUCGGCGCUGUGGUGCGGAAUUUUGAGGCGACUCCACGCUGUGCCAACCUGGCUCUGAAGCAUUACCUCCUGAAGCCUGUUCAGAGGAUUCCUCAGUAUCAGCUGCUGCUUACAGAUUAUCUAAAAAACCUGUCAGAAGACUCAGAUGACUACAAGGACACUCAAGCUGCUCUUGCUAUUGUGAAAGAGGUGGCCAAUCAUGCUAAUGACAUCAUGAAACAAGGGGAUAUUUUCCAGAAGUUGAUUCAGGUGCAGUGCCGUCUGAACGGCCACCAUGAGAUUGUCACACCUGGGAGGGUCUUCCUCAAAGAGGGCAUCCUGAUGAAGCUGUCCAGGAAGGUCAUGCAGCCCAGAAUGUUCUUCCUGUUUAAUGACAUCCUGCUCUACACCACCCCUGUUCAGUCGGGACAGUUCAAGCUCAACAACAUGCUGUCGCUGGCUGGGAUGAAGGUUAGCAAACCAAGUCAGGAGGCCUGUCAGAAUGAGCUGAAGAUUGAGAGUGUGGAGCGCUCUUUCAUUCUCUCUGCGAGUUCAGCCACAGAGCGCGAUGAAUGGCUUGAGGCAAUUUCCACAGCAAUCAGUGACUACACCAGGAAGAAAAUCAGUUUUAUAUCUGGCAAGCCUCCUGAUCAGGUAGAUCUGAGUGACCAUAACCAUGGUGCUCCUUUGGGAUCCAAAGCUCCUAUAUGGAUCCCAGACCCACGGACCACCAUGUGCAUGAUCUGUACCUGUGAGUUCACCCUGACGUGGAGGAGACAUCACUGCCGUGCAUGUGGAAAGGUGGUGUGCCAGUCUUGUUCCUCCAACAAACACUGUCUUGAAUAUCUAAAGAACCAGCCAGCUCGAGUGUGUGACCAGUGUUUCCUUGUUCUUCAGGAGCAGAAAAGUGAAAGGGCUUUGUCAGCAGCGGUAUCCCCCGGAAACAAAGCUGCCUUCACUUUUGCCAGGAAGCAUAAGAAGAUACCUGCAGCCCUCAAAGAGGUGUCCGCAAACACUGACAACUCCUCCAUGAGUGGGUAUCUGCAGAGGUCCAAGAGAACUAAAAAGGGGAAGAGGCUGUGGUUUGUCAUUCAAGACAAAGUUCUGUACACAUACGCUGCAAGUGAGGAUGUUGCAGCCUUGGAGAGUCAGCCCCUGUUAGGAUUUGUGUUGAAAGUUGAUUCUUCCCAGAAGUUGCAGUUUAAACUCUACCACAAAAACACGCUUUACUACAACUUCAAAGCUGAUGACGCCCAAACUGCCCAAAGAUGGAUCGAGUCCUUCAAAGAAGCCACUGUGCUUUAAUAUCUGUUCUCAGUGUAUGAAGCCAUUCAGCAUGAAUGCCUGAACAUGUUUUUACCUCAGUGCUCUCUGCAUUCUGCAAAAGCCAUCACAAGACACAUUAUUACUUGGAAUGAAAUGAAAACCAAAAUAUAAUAUUGUAUUCUGUUGCUUUUAUCAGAUUUACUGUAGCUACAUUUUACAUAGUUUAGGUCACUCCUAUGGAGGUGGGAUUUUAGUCUGUUAUUUUUGUAUUUUAAGAUUAACCUUUUCCAUUAGGAACUAUGCAAUGUUGCCUCCAACUUAAGAAUAACUAUGCAAUAAUUUAUAGCUAUUUUAGACUUUGAUUUUGUCACAGCAUUUUAAUUUAAUUGUCUAGUAUCCUACUUGAAUCUCUGUAGCACCGAUUUCUAGAUUAAAUCCCAUCAUCUAGAGACUGGUAAUGAAAAUAUUUAGAGGUCAAAACUAAUUGCACAGAUGUUUUUUUUUUUUUACACUUGAGAAGUUGGCUAUAAAACACACAAUGUUCUCACUUGUUGCUUUUAUAAGAAACUUUCACCUUACACGAUUAAGGCUUUUUGUAAUUUUGAGUUUAUCCUAGAGUCUUCAUGGUGUAUUGGGGAAUAUUCACACUUUGAACACAACUGCACCACAAUGUGUUUUGCACUUAAGUCACUCAAAUGGCUGUACAUAGAUUAUAUCCUUCCACACAUAUUCUAUGUAUAUAGAGAUUAUUGUAAAUGAAAUGUAAUCAAAUUUUACCUAAAUCUAAAUUUUACAGCUUAAAUUUUGUCAGUUUAAUAAAUUUCAGUUUUACUGUG
Messenger RNA from Acanthochromis polyacanthus (spiny chromis), 4829 nucleotides. Its product is annotated as FYVE, RhoGEF and PH domain-containing protein 6-like. Gene Ontology annotation, cellular component: cytoplasm. Gene Ontology annotation, molecular function: metal ion binding; guanyl-nucleotide exchange factor activity. Bases 220 to 4032 code for a protein of 1270 amino acids. Lineage: Eukaryota; Metazoa; Chordata; Actinopteri; Pomacentridae. The transcript has 21 exons. The record is from RefSeq and is a predicted model, not a curated record.